GUAUGUUUUGACUGCGGAGCAAAGAACCCUAGCUGGGCAAGCAUAACGUAUGGAGUUUUUCUCUGUAUUGAUUGUUCAGGGACCCAUCGAUCACUUGGUGUUCAUUUGAGUUUCAUUCGAUCUACAGAACUGGAUUCCAAUUGGUCUUGGUUUCAGCUGAGAUGCAUGCAAGUUGGAGGAAAUGCAAAUGCUUCUGCUUUUUUCCAUCAACAUGGAUGCACAACAAACGAUACCAAUGCGAAGUAUAACAGUCGUAGUGCUCAGCUUUACAAGGAGAAGAUUAAAUCUCUUGCAACACAGGCAACAAGAAAACACGGUACUGAUCUGUGGACGGAUGGAUGUGGAAUGCCCCCUGUGUCACCUCAGAACAAAGAGGAAGACUUUUUUGCAUCCCAUGUUUCUCCCAAGGUGAAGAAUGCAGAGUGGGUGUUAUCAGAGCCAGAGACAGUUUUGCUACAGCCAAAAACUUCAGAAAAUAUUCCAGAAUGCUAUGAAGGACUAGAACAUGGACCAAGUGUUGAUUGCCUGAGUACAUCACCAAAAGCUGCAUUAGAGAACACCACCUUCAUAAAAAAGAAGCCAAAUCAAGCUAAGAAGGGGCUUGGUGCCAAGAAAGGUGGUUUGGGAGCACAGAAAGUGAGCAGCCAAAGCUUUAAUGAGAUUGAAAAACAAGCACAAGCUGUAGAUAAAAUGAAGGAACAAGAGGAUCUUCAUAGCAGUAAGAAAACUGAGAAGGAAGAGCCACUCGUGUCAUCUUUACGGUUGGCCUACAGAGAUCUUGAUAUUAAAAUAAAAGAAGAAAAGUUAAAUCUAUCUGGCAAGAAGAAAAAUGAAUUGGAGAGACUUGGCAUGGGAUUUGGCAGCAACAGAAGUGGCAUUUCUCACUCGGUCACCUCAGAUAUGCAAACAAUAGAACAGGAAACACCUGUUAUUGCAAAGCCAAAGAAAAAGUACACCGAUGAUGUAGAAGACUCAUAUUUCACUUCUAGUUCAAGGUAA
This is a messenger RNA of Antrostomus carolinensis (chuck-will's-widow), 999 nucleotides long. It is a transcript of the gene ARFGAP3, whose product is annotated as ARF GTPase activating protein 3. NCBI's taxonomy places the organism in Eukaryota, Metazoa, Chordata, Aves, Caprimulgiformes, Caprimulgidae. The annotation marks the transcript as partial. Gene Ontology annotation, biological process: COPI coating of Golgi vesicle. The transcript has 10 exons. The record is from RefSeq and is a predicted model, not a curated record. Gene Ontology annotation, molecular function: GTPase activator activity.